Bacillus rossius redtenbacheri is the source of this 4672-nucleotide messenger RNA. Its product is annotated as RNA exonuclease 1 homolog. The coding region runs from base 407 to 3856 and encodes 1149 amino acids. Gene Ontology annotation, cellular component: nucleus. The record is from RefSeq and is a predicted model, not a curated record. Lineage: Eukaryota; Metazoa; Arthropoda; Insecta; Phasmatodea; Bacillidae. Gene Ontology annotation, molecular function: nucleic acid binding; metal ion binding; exonuclease activity. The transcript has a single exon.
AUUGAGUUUACUUUUUUUAACAAUACUAUAGCGUAUCAUUUUGUUUUCUUAUGGCUGUUUUUUUUUACUAGAUAUUUUUCCUAAACAAAAGAUUUUGACUAGUGUAGUAUUAUAGUAUUGAGAUUGAAAUUGCAUGUAUGUAGCAAGGGGUACGGAUUACGUGCUGUUGUUGUUGAAAUUACGCUUAAUAUUUAUUAUUCUAUUUGUUUUACUUCUGUGUUAUUUAAACACUUGAAGAUAAGUUGUGAAGUGUAAGGUUUUUUUUAUCGAUAGCGGCUUUUUUUUUUGUGUUUUGUUUUGUAAAAUUGAUGACAUUGAAAUAUGAAUUGUCCAAUUUGAUGUUCAAUUUACAUUUCGUGUUAGACAUGUAAUUAAAACGUUAAAAUAUUAACUCAGGUGACUUAUCAUGUUACCAUCUACAGGACGUUUUAGAGGUAUAAAUUGCCCUUUCUUCAACAGUGGGUUAUGUGAAAGGCCGUACUGUCAUUUUCGUCAUGUGAGAAAUGAAAUAGAAGAUGGUCUUGGUGAUAAGAUUGCCACUUGUGCAUCGAGUGGACAGUCAAGUGAUAAUAUUGUACAUCUCGUUUCCGAGACUGUAAGAAAACUGUUGCCAGCUUUACACACUGAUGGCUCACCAGCAGUGGAUGAAACUGCAGUCCCACCAGAAAUACCUUCUCUGGUGUCAAGGGUUUUAGAUGAGUUGAAGCCAGAGUCUUCUAACCCUCCACCUGCUGCACCAUCCUACAAGCCUACGCCAAUUGCAGAACUCAAAAAGGCACACAUCCCAAUUUCAUAUAAAGCAACAUGUCUCCAGCCACAAUAUCGAACUAUUGAGACCAAAUCAAGUAAAACUGCAGUAUAUUCAUCUUUUACCAAAAGUUCUAAAAAGAAAUUGGAGUAUACACCUUUUAGGCCAGGAAUCGAAGAUACUGUUAUUCCUGGCUUAGAUACUUUAAGCCCUGAAUCAGACUUGUCUCGUACUAAGAAUUCAAAGAAGAAGUUAGAAUAUACCCCAUUCAGACCAGGUAUUGAAUGUAGGUUCCCACCAGUUGUUAAUGGUUCAAGUACGUUUGCAGAAGUGGACUCUUAUGAGCCAACUUGCCUUAACAAGUUAGAAAAUGACCAUUUACAGUUGCAAUUUAACGCAGUCAAAUCUAAUGUUCCGGAGUUGGAAGAUGAUGAGUCGAGUGAGGUAGGUUUUUCUCCAGUAAGUGAAGAUGAAAGUGAAAAAGUUGAGGAAAAUGAAUCUCAUGAGGUUUCAGGAGAUGAAGUAGAUUUAGAAACAAGCAAAAGUAUUUGUUCUAAAAUAGAAGUAAAUUCGGGAGCAAAGGUAUGUGAUUCUGUGACUGAAAAACAACCUGAAAUUGAAAGUAUUGAUACCAGAGAUGGUCAAAUUCUCAAGUGUGAGUCAAUCAAGUGUGAGUCAAUCAAGUGUGAGAAAGAUGAUAAGAAACCAGAAAAAGUUAAAAGUUCUUCUUCUGAUGGAAAAGAAACACAUUUAAAUGAAGCCAAAAAAGUUUCAAAAUCCAGAAGCACUAGUAAGAGUGGUAAUUGUGAAGAUGGUAAAGGUCACGAAAAGAAGAAACAUUCAGAAAGUCGUGCACACUCUAAAUCUUCUCAUGGUCACAAGCAUGGUAAAACAUCAAAGGAGCACAGUGUGCAUGAAAAGAAGCACAGAAGUAACCAUAGUAAGCAUAGCAGUACAGAGGUAAAAACUAAUUCAAAGAGUGUUUCAAAAUCUCGCAGUUCUAGUACGUCAAAAUCAAGUUCACAUCGAAGUAGGCAUUCCGAUAGUAAACACCGUAGCACCUCUUCCAGACACAACUCGAAGCAUCUGAAACAUUCAAGUAAUAAAUCAACAGAUAAAAAGUCUAAAGAUAGCAGUAGCAAUAGAAAACAUAAAAGUGAGAAAUCCAAAAUUCUAUUGAAUGAUACCCAGGAGGAUGAUGAGACUGAUGUAAUUCUCUGUGAUAAAAGUGAGGAUGGCUCAGAUUCAUGUAUAGUAAUCCAGGAUUCUCCCUCUGAAUCAGAUGAGUCUAUUACCGAGGAGUGUUUGAGAAUAUUCCAAGAGUACGAGCCACAAGCAAACACUGUUUCUCGUAAGAAAAGAGCACGGGAGUUGGAUGAUAUUGAAGAUACCACCGUUCCUUCAAAGAAGCGUGUCGCACAUCCCGGUGCUAAAGAGGCUACAGUUUCGCGACCAGCGUUACCCGCGCCUAAACGGCCCGUGAAUCCUGCACAGGCAUUGCUAGAUAGGUUUGCGAAAGUAAGAGAAGCCAUGUGUGAGAAAAAUGAAAUAGAACCUUCCAAAAUGGCAAAAAUUGAAAGUGGCAGUACGAGCAUGAAAUGUCCUAACUCUUUGGGUCGUGUGAGAAUCGCGCCCGUUUCUAAUGUGAUAUCGUUAAUGGCCAAACCUAAAGCUCCCUUCAGGAGUGUGGUGGCAAGUAGGCUGAACUCUAGGGGCUCUUGCGACUCGAAAGAACCGGCCAGUGCGACCGAAGACAGUGCCGAUGAGAUGGCAGGGGAAAGUUCGUUCGGCACUGUUGCACAGACGGUGUCCAAAGGAUCCCAGCGUGUGGCCCACAAACCUUCUCAGGAAAUAAUUUUCCAGCCGUCCGUCAAAGACGGAGCACUCUCCGGAGUGGUUCCCCUGCAGACGCGUCAGAAGUAUCUGAAGUGUUUGUUUGAUGAGUACAAGAAGCACGUUUCCUUGAAUGAUGCUUGCGAGAAGGCGGCUAGCGAGGAGCAUGCCACGUUUUCCAAGUGCACGGUGCGGACCCUGUACUUCAACAGGAUGGCGGCUCUCGUGCAGCGCAUCCGGCACGAAGCCAAAUGUACGAGUUCCGUCGCUGAAAAUCACAACAAGGUGUCGCAUGCUGAUAUUUUAGCUGGCAAAACGAAAGGAUCGUGGAGUGUUAAAAAAACACACAAACACUCGGAGAACGAAGUGAAGAAAUCUAUGUAUGAAAUUUUGAGUAAAUACGUGCUUACCGAUGAGGAAUUGAAGACCAAUGGUUUUCCGAGAUAUCAUCCGACAGAGAAGAGCGUGGUGACAGUUCAGCCGAUGAGAAAGCCGGCCACUUGCGCGGACCCGCUGGAAAGAAUAUGCUGCAGAUGCGGUGUUCGUUACCAGGUGAACAAGCACGGGCUGGCGGUCCGGGACGAACACUGCACCUACCACCCGGGCCGCAGGAUCAAGCUGAAGCUGAACGGCAUGUGGGACACGCGCUACGCUUGUUGCAAGACGGAAGACUCGGUCGGCUGCUGCACGGCCGGCUGCCACGUUUCGGAGACCUACGAUCCCGACAACCUGACAGGCUUCGUGCACACGUUGCCGAAGGAAGAGGAGCCCCCCGACGGGGACCACGGAGUCUUCGCUCUGGACUGCGAAAUGGUGUACACCACCAGCGGCCUCGAACUGGCUCGCGUGACCGUCAUCGACUCGGAACUGAACACGAUAUACGAGUCGUUGGUGAAACCGGAGAACGUCGUUCUGGAUUGCAACUCUCGGUUCAGCGGGAUACAGAUGAGCGAUUUGGACGACGUCAAGACGAGCAUAUUGGAAGUUCAGGCGGUGCUGUUGGGACUGUUCAGCGAUAAGACGAUCUUGAUCGGCCACAGUUUGGACUCGGACCUGAAGGCGUUGAAGCUAGUCCACGACACGGUGGUGGACACCAGCGUGCUGUUCCCGCACCGGCUGGGCCCCCCGUACAAGCGCAGCCUCAAGAACCUGGCCCAGGAGAUCCUGCGCAAGGUGAUCCAGGAGGACGUGGGCGGCCACGACAGCGCGGAGGACGCCGUGGCGGCCAUGGAGCUGGCGCGGUGGCGCGUGCAGGAGGACCUGCGCGCCAGCUAGCACAGCUGCGCGGUACGCUCUGCUUCCCGCUCUCUCUCACCUUCUUUAUGCUACAUUGUUACAAAACAAAAUACUUUUUCUAAUCAUCUAAAAUUUAUAGGGUCACCUGUUUUGACAUUUGAAUUUUUUUUGCCCCCCCCCCCCCCCCCCUCCCCCCCCCCUCCUCCCGGUUCGAUUAAAUAUGAACGUAAAUCAUGUAGCAUUUAGGUAAUACCAAAACUGUGCAGUGAUAUCCAGAGAUUAUGAACUAUUGUAUAACCUAAUCGUAUUUAUACAGAAUCGGUAUAUAUGUAAGUUAUUUAAAAUAGUACUGGUCUUGCUGGUAUAAUAAUUAUUUUUUUUUUUUUAAAGCUGUGAUUUAUUAGGUGGUAAGCUUGCACUCCGAAUGGCUGUGUUUGCCCCGUUUGCCAGUUGAGUUAAAUAUUUAUAUGCUUGUAUUUACAAUUAAACUAUAAGCCAAGAUAUAAGUUUUUAUCAUUAGCGUAACAACUAUUUUGAAAUACUACUGCCAUGUGUGUUAUCUGCAAGGGUUUAUUUCAUUACAUUCUGUAAUUGUUGAGUUUGUGUAGGUAUUUACAGCCAGUUUCUUGCAUUUGUGGUUUGGAUACUGAGCUCUUUAUUCCAUGCAAAUUCAAUCGGAGGACUGACACUCGGAGUUUUAGUUUUAGAAUAUUUUUCUAUAAAGCAUGUUAUAUAAAAGCGAAAUUUUGUUUUGCGUUUUCAUUUAUACUUUAUUAAAAGUAUUAGCAAAUAAAUGAGUACAGUAAUUGUGGAGUUAAGGGGAAUUUCUGAAACAAGUAAAUAAAGUUAUGAAAA